GAACGAUGAUCAUCGUAUGCACGACAAGUGUACAUAUUUGCCAACAUUAGUAGUCUCAAUUUCUUGGAAAAUUUUCUGGAAGACUAUUUGGUUGCUAAUUGUCAGUAUAAAAUAAUCGUUUCAGAUUUUUUUGUGACUUUUAAUAUUGACACAUGUACUCAAACAAUAUAAAUAUAUACUUAGAAAAAUGACGGAAAAAAUAGUCGACAAUUUUCAACUAGAGCUUAACCAUACCAAGAAGUCGAAACCGGUUAAUCCUCCAGGAUGGGGGGGCACGACAUACGAUGGCAUUUCUUGGAUUUUUCGGGUUUGCAGUCGCUUAUUGUAUGAGAUUUAAUUUGUCCAUCGCCAUCGUCGCGAUGGUGGGGUCCAAAAAAGCGGGCCAAUUUCAUAAAUCUCCGUCAGCCUGCGCUUACAUGUCGAAUGACUCCGUAAAAGGGGACGAUGACCACUUGGCUGAACCGGAUCUUGGGGAAUUUCACCAUUGGACAGAAGCCGAACAGGGUUUUAUCCUAGGAAGUUUCUUCUGGGGGUAUGUCCUCACGCAACUUCCAGGGGGCAUUUUGGCGGACAAAUAUGGAGGAAAAUGGCCACUAGGAUUGGGACUCUUGUUUACCGCUGUAUUCGCAAUUCUGUCCCCAAUUUGUGCCCGGACGCAUACCUAUCUUCUCAUAUUUUGUAGAGUGAUGCAGGGCUUGGGGCAGGGACUUACGGUGCCCGCUAUGCAUGAAAUUCUUGCCCACUGGGCGCCCCCAGACGAGAGGAGUCAACUCGCCGGCAUAGUUUAUGCAGGUGCUCAAUUCGGAACUGCGGUGACCAUGGUGGGGAGUGGUUAUUUGAUUCAUGCCGGAGUAAUGGGAGGCUGGCCGUCCGUUUUCUACGUAAUGGGAGGAAUUUCUUUCAUUUGGUUCAUAUUUUGGACAAUACUCAUUUCCAAUAAGCCUUCAGAACAUCCAAGAAUCUCAGAAGAAGAACUUAACUAUAUUCAAGAGAGCAUUGGUGACCAGUCCGCGGACGAGGAAAAUGCUUCAACUCCAUGGUUCGAGAUUUUCACCUCGUUACCAGUUUGGGCAAUUAUAGUUGGACAUGUUGGUCAUGCAUGGGGUUUGUACACGCUACUCACCGAGCUUCCCACCUAUCUCAGUACCGUGCUCCAAUUCGAUAUUAAGGAUAACUCUUGGCUGUCAGCUUUUCCACAUCUCGUCAUGUGGAUCGUGUCCUUGAUAGUUCCCCGAGUUGCGGAUUACUUUAUAUCCAACGAUAUCUUGAGCACUGUAGUUGUGAGAAAGAGUUGCCAAAGUAUUGCCCACCUGGGAGCAGCAGUAAUGUUAAUUGCUGCCAGUUAUUCUGGAUGUUAUCGAAUUGCAACAAUGACAUUUUUGACGAUUGCGGUGGGUAUUAAUGGAACUAUUUAUGCAGGGUUUAUCUGCAACCACGUGGACCUGGCACCCAGGCAUGCAGGGAUUUUAAUGGGAAUCACAAAUACCUUUGCCACCCUUACCGGCUUCGGAGCCCCUUGACUUUGUGGUCUUAUGAUCAAUAACGAUCCGUCACUCCAAAACUGGCAAUACGUUUUUUUCAUAGCGGCUGGAAUUUACAUGGUCGAUGUCAUAUUCUACUCGUUAUUUGCGGCAGGGUCGGAACAAAAGUGGAAUAGGGGGGUUCGGAAAUAA
Messenger RNA from Folsomia candida, 1673 nucleotides. RefSeq names its product putative inorganic phosphate cotransporter. Gene Ontology annotation, biological process: monoatomic anion transport; transmembrane transport. The coding region runs from base 285 to 1520 and encodes 411 amino acids. The transcript is spliced from 9 exons. The record is from RefSeq and is a predicted model, not a curated record. Lineage: Eukaryota; Metazoa; Arthropoda; Collembola; Entomobryomorpha; Isotomidae. Gene Ontology annotation, molecular function: transmembrane transporter activity.